AGCACGGAUGCGGCGGGGCGCGGCGGUUCUCCUCCCCCGCGCUGCCGCCGCGGGUGUGCGCGCGGAGCCGUGUCGGUGCCCCAGCCGCCGCCGCCGCCGCCUGCAAUGGCGUUGAGGCGCCGCGGCGGUUGCUGCCUCCUGUCAGGCGGGCGGCGGCAGCGGCCGUUCUCCACAGAGGCGCCGAGCCGCCGCGGGCCGGAGGAGGAGCGCGGGCAGCGCUGAGGCGGGAGGCCGGGGGAAGCCCGCCGCGGCACUCGGCUGGGUUAAAUCAGCCGUUGUUCUUGUGAGUCCUCGUUUGUGCUGCUUUGUCAGAAUUGACCGCAUGUGUCGAGGUAUUUGCCUCCAGAUCUUCUGUCAGGUAUGGGCCUGCUGAAGGGCAGUGCCCCCUGAGAAAAACACUCCUCACGCAGAAUCUCAGCUGUGACAGACUGCUGAGAUUGGUACUGCAGAAACUAUGUAAGCUGGUUUUGCGCUCCUGGAGUAAACAUGAUGAAAACGGAGUCUUCAGGUGAAAGAUCAACCCUCCGAAGUGCCUCUCCUCACAGGAAUGCUUACAGAACUGAGUUCCAGGCACUGAAAAGCACCUUUGACAAACCGAAAUCAGAUGGAGACCAAAAAGCGAAAGAGGAAGGAGAGGCCUCGCAGAGCAGGGGAAGGAAAUAUGGCUCAAAUGUCAAUAGGAUUAAGAAUUUAUUUAUGCAGAUGGGCAUGGAGCCCACUGAAAGUGCUGGAGUUACCCCUAAAACCAGGGGGAAGGGUGGCCCUCCAUCACCUCAAAGACGUAUUAGGCCCAAAGAAUUUGUAGAAAAAGCAGAUGGUUCAAUUGUAAAACUGGAAUCGUCAGUCUCAGAAAGGAUUAGUAGAUUUGAUACUAUUCAUGAUGGUCCUUCCUAUUCCAAGUUUUCUGAAACUCGGAAGAUGUUUGAGCGAAAUGCUCAUGAAACUGGAUAUUCCAAUCGCUAUUCCCCAAAGAAAGAGAAAGUCAUUUCCAAUGAGCUUCCGGAUGAGUGGUGCAGCUCUAAGUCUCACAGAGGCAGUACCGAUUCACUGGACAGUCUUAGCCCCAGGACAGAGACUGUCUCUCCAACUGUGAGUCAGCUCAGUGCAGUUUUUGAAAACACUGACUCACACAAUGUAAUUGUCGCAGAAAAGUCAGAAAACGCUGAAGAGUACUCUGUAACUGGUCACUAUCCACUAAACCUUUCGUCUACUGUUGCAAAUAUCUCCUCCCCAGCUGCAAACCUUGAGGGUUUCAGUCCUUUAAAAGAGGCCAGCACCUGGUCUCCCCCAGCCAAACAGAGUACAGGCGUGAUGUCUGUUGAGAACUCUCAGCAGAAUAGCACGUCUUCAACACCAAGACACAAGGUGUCCACAGGCACUUCGGCAGGUUCAAAAACAACUGAAGAAAAGAAGAGUACAGAGGCGAGUGCUGAUUCUCUUGAGGGCUCUGCAGCAAGUCAACAGGAUUUGGUCAACGUGCUUGACAGUGAAAGAUCUGUGGACAGCUGUGCUAGGAGUAAGUCAAAAACAGAGACAGAAGUUUUGUUGCAACAAAAGGAACAGUCGGAACAUGCAGAGUGUAUCUUUGAUAGACCCGAAGCUGGAGAAUUACCAAGAAAUGUAGCUUCGGGUGGUGAUUUUGCCACAGAUGCUGUUUCAGAUGCUACUGAGUCCCACUAUGAUGAGGCAGGUGAAAAAGAAGUGCAUGAAGAUGUGAAUAGUUUUCAGAGUUCCCAUGUGUACAUGCAGUCUGACUACAAUGUGUAUCGUGUACGAUCAAGAUAUAAUUCUGACUGGGGAGAGACAGGUACAGAACAGGAUGAUCAGGAUGACAGUGAUGAAAAUAACUGUUAUGAACCUGAUAUGGAAUAUUCUGAAAUUAAUGGAUUGCCAGAUGAAGAUGAAAUCCCAGCCAACAGAAAAAUACAGUUUAGCCGUGCUCCAAUUAAGGUUUUCAACACAUAUUCCAAUGAAGACUAUGACAGGAGAAAUGAUGAAGUUGACCCAGUGGCAGCAUCAGCUGAAUAUGAACUUGAGAAGCGUGUGGAAAAGCUGGAGCUCUUCCCAGUUGAACUAGAAAAAGAUGAAGAUGGACUUGGCAUAAGCAUUAUUGGAAUGGGAGUUGGAGCAGAUGCAGGCCUUGAAAAACUGGGAAUAUUUGUCAAAACGGUAACAGAAGGUGGAGCAGCAGAAAGAGAUGGCAGGAUCCAAGUGAAUGACCAAAUUGUGGAAGUUGAUGGCAUCAGUCUUGUUGGUGUUACGCAAAAUUUUGCUGCAACUGUUCUUAGAAACACCAAAGGGAAAGUCAGGUUUGUGAUUGGACGAGAGAAACCGGGACAAGUGAGUGAGGUUGCACAGCUGAUCAGCCAAACUCUAGAACAAGAACGCCGCCAGAGAGAGCUGCUGGAGCAGCAUUAUGCACAGUAUGAUGCAGAUGAUGAUGAGACAGGGGAAUAUGCUACAGAUGAAGAAGAUGAAGACAUGGGACCUGUUCUUCCAGGAGGUGACAUGGCUAUUGAAGUAUUCGAUCUCCCUGAAAAUGAUGACAUGUUUUCCCCCAGUGAUGUGGACACCAGCAAGCUUACUCACAAAUUCAAAGAAUUGCAAAUCAAACAUGCAGUUACAGAAGCUGAAAUUCAGAAGCUGAAGACAAAGCUGCAGGCUGCUGAGAAUGAGAAGGUGAGGUGGGAAUUGGAGAAGAACCAACUCCAGCAGAACAUUGAGGAGAAUAAAGAAAGGAUGAUGAAAUUAGAGAGUUACUGGAUUGAGGCACAAACCCUGUGUCACACAGUGAAUGAGCACCUCAAGGAGACACAAAGCCAGUAUCAGGCUCUGGAGAAGAAAUAUAACAAGGCAAAGAAAUUAAUCAAGGAUUUUCAGCAAAAAGAACUUGACUUCAUCAAACGCCAGGAAGCUGAACGAAAGAAAAUAGAAGAUUUGGAGAAAGCACACCUUGCAGAAGUUCAAGGUUUACAAGCUCGUAUACGAGACUUGGAAGCAGAAGUUUUCAGACUAAUGAAGCAAAAUGGGAGCCAGGUUAACAAUAACAACAACAUUUUUGAAAGGCAGACAUCUUUUGGAGAAGUUUCUAGAGGAGACCCACUGGAAAAUCUAGAUACUAAGCAAAUGUCCUGCCUGGAUGGCUUAAGUCAAGAUUUCAGUGAAGCAGUGCCAGAAACUGAGAGACUGGACUCCAAAGCUCUGAAGACUCGAGCUCAGCUUUCAGUGAAGAACAAGCGGCAGAGGCCUUCUAGAACAAGGCUGUAUGAUAGCAUCAGCUCAACUGAUGGAGAGGACAGCCUUGAACGAAAGCCGUCAAACAGUUACAGUAGUCCCAUGCACAUUUCAAAAUCACCACUGCCCUUAUGCAUGAGAGCAUCCUCACCAGCAUCAGAUUCUGGUGCUUCCUCCCUCUCCCCCGUGGCUAGCAGUGCAGCAAUCUCACUUGACAACCUAACUGAAAACCAAGAAGAAGGACAGCACCACAAAGGAGGUGUCCUUUCCCCGCAUGCUCGGGGAGACACUCCACUUUCCUCUCCUUCAAAAUCUGGGCACAGCUCUGAAGCAUCUCCUUUGCAUCACCCAGCUGGCAGGAAUAUUUUACAGGAUAAAGAUGGUGCCACAUGUGCUCAGGCAGCAAGAGCAACUAGCCCUACUAUAGGGCAUACAGAAAAACUAAAGCGAAAACUUGCAGAUCUUGGGGCUCCCUUGAGAAGGAGUUCAAACAAGGGCAAGAAGAGGAAAGAAAAAGAAGCUGUUAGGGUCACCUAUGGCAGUAGGACCGCCAGAGAGAUGCUGCAGAAAUCAGCAAACACUAAAUCUUUAGCAGAGCGAUCCUCCUCUCUCCCACACUGUGUACCAUUCACAUGGUAUGGAGAGAGUGGCAAGGGAUCCAACUCUAGCAACCUGCCAUCGCCUACCAGCUCAACUGAACCUUCCUCUGAAAAUAUAAGUCCAGCUAAAAAAGGGACAAAGAAUUUCACGUUCAAUGACGAUUUCAGUCCUAGCAGCACAAGUUCAGCUGAUUUGAGUGGUUUAGGAGCAGAACCUAAAACCCCAGGUUUCUCGCACUCCUUAGCACUGUCGUCAGAUGAGAGCCUGGAUAUGAUUGAUGAUGAGAUCCUUGAUGAUGGACAGUCUCCUAAGCACAGUCAGUAUCAGAGUCGUGCUGUUCAGGAGUGGAGCGUGCAGCAGGUUUCCCACUGGUUAAUGAGCCUGAACCUUGAACAGUACGUUUCCGAAUUCAGUGCCCAAAACAUUAAUGGGGAGCAUCUCCUUCAGCUGGAUGGGAGUAAGCUCAAGGCUCUUGGUAUGACAUCUUCCCAGGACAGAGCAAUCAUUAAAAAAAAGCUAAAGGAAAUGAAAGCAUCCUUGGAGAAAGCUCGCAAAGCUCAAGAGAAAAUGGAAAAGCAAAGGGAAAAGCUUCGGAGGAAGGAACAAGAGCAACUGCAGAGGAAAUCGAAGAAAACAGAGAAGUCUUCAUCAGAUGCAACAGAGGGCACUAAUGAGCAGUGAUAAGCAGAAGUGCUGCCGCGUGAGGAAAGUGGAGGCACUUCAAGGGAAGAGAAACUCAUACCCACUCUGGUGCCCCUUCAGCUUUCUUCUAUUCGUUACGCAAGAGUGUGUACAGAGAAAUGGGGCUAUACAUAGAAUGACUAGGGGAAUUUAUAUUGUGUAGUUUUAUUUUCCCUCAUACCCAGUUCACGCUCGUUGCUGUUGCCAUGUGAAACGACCCAGCCCCUCGGUUUGUUUUGUUGUUGUUGACGGCUAACAGAUUUCAUAUUUUUGUGGCGGUGUUUCCUUUCAAACUACUCUUCUCUAUUGAGCGCUGUGUGUUUGGUCACUUCAGUAACCAGCAUGAUGUUGAGGAGCAUGGUCCACUGCUUCACCUCUUCUGAACAGGAUGGCCAGUCAAAUCGAUUGGUGAAUGUUUCUUCAGCUGGGUCAAAGGAGUUGUGCUCUGUCUGAUAAGGAGUUGACAACUUUCUAACUGGAAGUUCAGCUUGUUUAUGGUGUUUGGAUACUCAGUUCCAUCACUGGAGUAAGUUUCAUCUUGCAUCAGUACCUUGAAGCGAUACUGCUCUGGAAACACAACUGUUCAGUGACUUCUUAGUAUACACUGGAGAUAAAGACAGGAGAGUCGAUAUUCCCCCUGGUUAAAAGACAGGAGGUGAAACUCUUUCUGUUAACUGUACAAUAGUUAAUCCAGGAAGGAGGCAAAGCCUUAAAUGAUUAUGUGGGUUUACACAGAAAUCUGAGGAUAACAUUUAUCCUUUAGAUAUCUGAGCAAGGAUGAAUUUCUAACUAGAGCACAGCGUAUAUAUCUGUAUAAAUUUCAUUGUGCUCCCAGUGUGUAGGCAACUUUCUUAUAGCACACUCUGCUUUCUUUUUCAUGUGUUUUGAACAGGAAACUGGGCUUAUUUUGUUUGGGUUUAUUGUUUGUUGUUUUUUUUUUUUUCCCCAGGAAAAACACAACUUUUUCAGAUUCAUUCUCCCAUAAGCAUUGGGAGAAUAAGCUUUGUGCCGUGCUGUUAUGAAGCUAUUGUUGGAAAAGAUUAUCAAACUUGAGUCUGCUGAAGAUUUUCAGUUUUUACAGAAGUGCACUUUAAGAGAGGAAGACGAGGGAUUCUGGUUAAAAUUUAAUUCAGUACAUUGCUGUUAAGAUCAAUGCUGCCAUGGAGGUGACAGUUACUAAGUCCAAAGCUGCCAUAUAUUAACGGGUUUGAUUGAUGUGUUUAAAGAAUAUCCUCACAUAAACCUGAAUUUUUGGGCGUAGGCUGUAGAAUGUUUUGAUGGCUUAGCAGUGGUCACAUUACAUCCUUCAGAGAUUUGUUUUCUUGGUACAUGAGGCCAUCAGUGAAGGCUGCUGUGUAGUUUUGACUAUGAAGAAAGCAGUGUAUAGCUCACACUGCACGGUGUUACUGCCUCUUAAGAGUAAUAUUAAAAUAUUCAGUAUUUCUUCAAAAGAAUGGACAGACAACAAGUGAAUAUCCACAAUGAGAAGCUAGAGGUAUUUGCUUACUGCUUUAUAGUAAAAGCUAACUACACAGCAGUAUUUAUAUUUGAAAAACAUCAGUUCCUUUGUGUGCAUCCUGGAAGUUGCAGUCUUCAUCUAGUCAUGUCAACCCAUAAAUUGUUUAAGAUGUUGAUGCGAAGUUAGAAUCUUGAACUUGAAAAUUUGCCAGCCUAAAAAAUGCAAGUAUUGAAUUCUUUUGAAGAAGAUGCUUGGUUUCAUUUGUCUCGGCUUCUCUUCUGCUCUGUACUUUAUGGCGUUCAGAUUUGUGUCUGUAAAGUUCUCUGAAGCUCAGAUUUGAAACAGUUGGGGUGCAAUGUUUAUAGUUAAAUUUCUUUUGAUCCUAAUAAUUUCUUUGACAUGUAAAAUGUUCCUGUAAACUGAGAGAGCCUAGGUCAUGCAAAAUUAAUACACAACAGAUCUACUUAGCAUUAGCUUUCUUUUUCUUUCUAAAUCCAAUUUCUACAAGGUUUUGAUGUAUAAUUUAUUAAAAUCUAAAAAUGAAAUUGCCAUGAAUGAUACAUCCUGGUAUUUCUAAAGGUUUGUGAUAUUUUUCUUGAGGUAGACCACUGGCAAAAAAACCCCACCUGCGAACAAGUAUUCCACAUUGCAGUGAAUCUUCCUGUGCUUUUUGUAGGAGAAAAGUUAUACAAAUGUUUAACAGCCUCGUAAAACUAGCAUUCUGUUAUUUUAGGAGGUUAUCCAUUUAUAUUUGAGUAAGAGAAGUUAUCUGGAAGAAACUGGAAAUUUAAUAUUUUAAAUACAAUGUUGAUAAAUGCAUUUUGUGAUCAUUUUCUUUUUAAAUAAUGUUUACAUUGUAGUAAUGUUUAAAUGGUUGUAUACAGUAAUCUAAGGUGGUGUCCCUGUUUUAUGUUGUUUUCUUAGAAACCUGAGCAGACUGCUUGGCAUUAUACACAGAGUUUUCAUUCUUGCUGCUUAGAACAGUGCCUAGUUAAUCUCUUUGUAAAUCAGAUUCUUAUUCUGCAGAACAACUAAUUCAGCUUGAGUCCUUUAAGUACUCAGAGGGGGUUUAUUGCUUUGUGGUAAUAUUGUUUUGUUAUUCUCAGACUUUAAAAAAAAAAAAAAAACAACCCAAAACUUACCUUAAAAAACCCUAGUAGCUUAAAUUUACAAUAAAACCAUAAAAUGCAUUUUUGAUCAACACAUAAAAAGCAGGCAAACCAAGCAGUGUCAAGAGUUUUGCUCUUCCUUCUGUGAUAAAAGAGAUUCUUGUGGAUCCUUUUAUUAAAUAUGAUAACUCAUUGUUGGGACAUGCAGAAAUGACACUGGAUAAUAGAUGUGAAGCAGUUUGAAACUUUUGGUUUUGUUGUACAGGACCUUUAAAGUUGUGUUGCAAUUUUUUUUCCUGUUGUAUUCUGUAAUGACACCGAAGGUAAGAGAUAAUCUCAUCAUCUUUGUAUCUCAGUGUAUGCAAAUACUUUUGCAUUUUUUCAACUUCUUAAAUUUUUUUGCCUAUUGUGCCAUGAGCAGUCUGCUGCAGGGAUACCGCAGGAAUCGAGCUGUUACUAGAAUUACUGAGCAGCUUUCCUCUGAAGCUUGCCAGUCCUCAGCUUUCCUUAACAUUCAGAAGUGCUUGACACCGAGCAUCGGGGUUCCUUGUACUUCAUUGCUUCCAUCAAAGCCCCCAGUCCUCCUGAGCUGCUCCACCUUCACCUCCUGACUCACGUGCUGGUGAUUAAGAGUUGGGCAAUGUUGUGUGAUUUUUUGAGAAGGAAUUGUGUUCCGCUUUCGAGUCAGAGAAAGAAAUGCCACUCUUGCAAGUAGUGCAGAAUCCAGUUCUACAGUAGGAAGGAAGAGGAUCAUCGUGUAGCUAGGUACAGCCAAGAAGUACCAUUCCAGGUACCAACACAACACUGAAAAUCAGAAGGAAAGGUUUGUGCAGAUCCAGCUGUAGUUCUUUGCAGCAUCUGCGCUGUAAUCUGUACUGUUUCUCAGUGCUGAAAUUUAGGGGAAGUUUUCAAGAACUGUGUCUUCUGUUGAUUUCUUAGCUGUGUGUUUACGGAGAGAAAAUACUGUCAAGGCAAAAGAAAACCUGAUCUUGCUCUUUUUAGGUGUGGCCACAUCCCCCACACCAUCAUCAGACUAAGUGAUAGAGGGGCUGGACCCUUUUAAUCCCUCAUUCCGUGUUCUCCCUCACUUGAAAACCUCAGGAAACCUAUGUCGUGGUCCAAAACACUGAAAAAAACAGAUCCUUAAUAGCAGCACAUGUUUAAUUAAGUUGUAAGUCUUUAACAGUCCAAAUGGGCAGAGUGCACAGAGCAGUUUUGAUGAUUUUGGUUUAGUUUUGUUAAAUGAUUGAAUGUGAUGAAAUCAGUCUUUCUAGAAAUGUUUCAAGUGAUCUGUGGCUUGAUUCCCUCUUUAAAUAACUAUGUAUGGCUUUGUGUGUGUACAUACAUAUGGGCAUACACAGAUAGUCAUACAGAUUCACGCAGCACUAGUAGCAGUUAGCACGUAGGUAGCGGGUGCUGCAGGGUUGUAGGCACACAUGGGGUAGGCAGAGGACCCAGGGCUGUCUGCAAGCUCAGAGGAGCUGCCCCUUGGUCUCGCCAGCAAGCGUGCGUACCCCUGUCUUUGCUGGUAGCUUUACUCAUGCUUUUCUUGUGGGGUUUUAUGUAUUCUGCAGAUCAGAUUUUAAAAGUUUUGUUAAAACCGUAUACAGAAUGGUCCUCUGCAGAUCCUUCUGCCUUUUGUCCUCAGGUGGUUUUUUGGGGGGUGGGAGACUGGCAGGAUUGAUUUGUUGGAGUGUUGGUACUCUAGGAAGGGGACCCUUCUUAUUAUUUUUAACCCUAACUUUGAUUUCUAUGGGAGCGCUUUUAGCAGCUCGUUUUUGAGCAGGGUGACGAGUGACAUCCAAGGGGAUGUACCCACUCAGCACAGUGGGGCGUGGGCCACCUGCAGGUGGCACGGUCCCUUUUGUUAGCCUCUCGUGUGGAUUUUACUGUACUUUUUCCACCUGUGAAACUGGUUUUUAAAGCUGUGACACCUUAGUCAUGACAUUGAGCCCUCCAAUCCCUCAUUAUAUAAUGAGCUUUCUGUUACUAACCGGGGUUACUAAGCGGUACUUUUGCUGUCGGCAUUAAGUAAUGAUGUAAAAAAUGUGCGUCUUAGCGGGAGUUUUGGCAGUGGUGCCUUGAGCUGCAUGUUCCUUUGGGAAGUUUGGACUGUGUCAGGAAUGAGCCGCAGGGUUUGUGGAACCUGGCCAGCUGAGUGGGGCAGGUUUUUUCCUCCAGAGCAGGGAGAGGGGAGGAGGAAUCACAGCUCCCGAGGUCAGGUCCACCCCGGGAGCCUGAGCCGCCUGUCAGGCUUUCUGUGGGAGCUUUGUCACCGACACCGCUGGGAGCAGGAGUGUCUGGAGGGAAGGGGGACCCCAGGGCACCAGACAUAAGGAACAGCCAGCCCGUUUGGAAGUGGGGAGUGCACAGUGAACCUUUUCUGACUGUUUGCUCUCCCAUACACAUUUGCUGUCUGAAAAACGUAUUUUCCAGUCACGCUGCAACGGUAGCUCACUGGUCACUGACGAGUGUUAGAUAUUGCUAGAAGACCAGGCAGCUAAAAGACUAAAAUGCACUGUGGUCACUGUAAAAAUUGGCUUCUUACAGUGUUUCUUUUUAUAUGGUUGAAGAGGUGGUUGCGCUUCAGAUUUUUUCCUUUUUCUUUUCUUUUUUUAAAGAGGUCAAAUGUAUAUGAAGUGCAUGUUAUCCUGAACUUUUUGUUUGUACAUCUUGGUGUCUGAUCAUCUGCAUGAAAGACACAGUAGUGCCAUGUCUGAGCUUGUUCUCUUGUGCUUGGUUGGUAUGAAUUUCUCUAGAUUGUUGAGUUUUCCCCAAAAUAACUUUGGUUAAUAUUUAGUUAUUGGGAGACAUCAAAACAAAACAUCAUGGUGGCCCUUUGUUUUCUUACAGUUUAAAUACAAAAAACAAAGCCUUGUGGUUUAAAGUUAAUUUGUUAGUGUAAAUAAAUUUCUUGCCAAUGAGUAUUAUUGUUGUUAGACAACGAAUGCAAUAAAAUGAGAAAUCCUGAAUCUUUA
This is a messenger RNA of Falco peregrinus (peregrine falcon), 10061 nucleotides long. It is a transcript of the gene PPP1R9A, whose product is annotated as protein phosphatase 1 regulatory subunit 9A. The transcript is spliced from 20 exons. The record is from RefSeq and is a predicted model, not a curated record. Lineage: Eukaryota; Metazoa; Chordata; Aves; Falconiformes; Falconidae. Bases 487 to 4515 code for a protein of 1342 amino acids. Gene Ontology annotation, cellular component: postsynaptic density; dendrite; cytoplasm. Gene Ontology annotation, biological process: actin filament organization; calcium-mediated signaling; neuron projection development. Gene Ontology annotation, molecular function: actin filament binding.